UCGAACUUGCCCUUUCUAAAAAACAAACCUAUACUCUUUUUCUUUUCCCCUUUGGCUCCCCAAGAUUACUCUUUCUCCUCCUUGAAAUCAAGUAUCCUUUGAAGUCAUAGAGGUCCAAGGGUGCUCUCCGAGCUCAGAAUCAAGUUUUAGAAAGGUAAAAAGGUGAAACGAGUAUUGCCAACGUGGAUUUCACUAAUGGAUCGGACUUACGGCAAUAGUUUAAGCAUAUAUUGGUUUCUACUCUUACAAGCCUUGUUGAUUUCGUCCGUCUCAAUAUCUGGAGGAGAUGAUGAUAGGGACAAACUCUCACUUGUUGCUUUCAAGUCAGAAAUAGAGGACCCCCUCAACAUUAUGAGUUCUUGGAAUGCAUCCCAACACUUUUGUAAGUGGCAAGGAGUUACCUGUGGUCGCCGGCACAGGAGGGUCACUUCGUUGGUACUUGAAUCAUGCCAACUGAAUGGUCAACUUUCUUCUCACAUUGGAAAUUUGAGUUUUCUUAGAACCUUGAAUCUCCAAAACAAUAGCUUCAUCCGUGAAAUUCCUCCUGAAAUUUCCAAUUUAUUCAGGUUAAAAACCUUGGCCCUUGGUAACAACUCCUUCAGUGGAAAGGUCCCCACCAACCUAUCUCAUUGCUCCAAUCUUGAAUACCUCGACUUGUCUUUCAACAACCUCACUGCGAAAGUUCCCCAAGAUAUAAGCUUUUUAUCCAAGCUUCGUGUACUUCUUUUGAACGACAACAAAUUAUUUGGGGAAAUACCAGCUUCCCUUGGAAAUCUCUCUCUUGUCAUGAAGAUUCAUCUCGGAGAUAAUAGCUUCCAUGGCGAAAUUCCACACAGUUUUGGCCAAUUGAAAAGUUUAAUAGGUCUCGCGCUUUAUAGAAACAACCUCAAGGGUACUAUCCCUCCCUCAAUUUAUAAUAUCUCAUCUCUCCAAAUCAUUAUGUUUCAAACAAACCAACUUGAAGGAACUCUUCCUUCUGACCUUGGAAACUCUAUUCCAAACAUCCAAGUGCUUAUGUUGCAUGCAAACCGACUUCAAGGAACUCUUUCUCGUGACUUUGGAAACUAUCUUCCAAACCUCCAAGUCCUUACAUUGGCUACCAACUAUUUAAUCGGACCAAUUCCUGUUACGAUCUCAAAUAUGUCACAAGUUACAAUUAUUGAGAUUUCAAGUAAUUUCUUCACGGGAGAAGUACCUAGCCUCGCGAGCCUACCGAAGUUGCAAAUACUUGGAAUUAGUGAUAAUAAUCUGGGCCAUGGUAAAGAUGAUGACCUAAAGUUUCUCUCUUCGCUUGUAAACUGCACAGAUUUACAAGUUCUUGGAAUUGAAAAUAACAGUUUGAGAGGAGUGAUGCCUGAAUCUAUAAGCAAUUUCUCAACAAGGCUCCGGGACAUGAUAUUCGGAAGUAAUCAAAUAAGCGGAAGCAUUCCAACUGGUAUCGGACUACGUCUCGUCAACUUAAUGAGAUUAGGUUUGGAAAACAACGAAUUGACUGGCAUUAUACCGAGCUCAAUAGGUAAAAUGCAAAAGCUAUAUGCGCUUGCAUUGGGAAGAAAUAAGCUCUCCAGUCAUAUCCCAUCCUCUCUAGGAAACUUAACAUCAUUAAGCACGUUCGAUCUCACACUUAACAACAUAGAUGGAAUGAUACCGUCAAGCCUUGGACAAUGUAGGCAAUUGCUUUAUCUUCGUCUCUCAAAAAACAAUCUAAGUGGCCCCAUUCCAAAACAGUUAAUCAGUUUAUCAUCCUUAAUCUUCAUAGACCUGGGUACAAACCAUUUUACUGGUUCUAUCCCCAUGGAAAUGGGCCAACUGAUAAACAUUGUUUAUUUCGAUGUUUCGGAAAAUAAAUUAGUUGGUAAAAUUCCUGAAACUAUCGGUGGAUGCACACUAUUGCGAAAUCUACAUUUGCAGGGAAACUCAUUGCAAGGGACCAUUCCUCGCUCUUUAAGUUAUUUGAGAGGGCUGGAUGAAAUCGACCUUUCUCGCAACAACUUGUCUGGAGAGAUUCCAACAUAUUUUGGAGGCUUUAGAUUCUUAAAGAUAUUGAAUUUAUCGUUUAAUAAUCUAGAAGGCCAAGUGCCUGUCGAGGGAUCAAUAUUCAAAAAUUUAAGUGGUUUUUCCGCUAUGGGGAAUUAUAGGCUUUGUGGAGGUGUCCUUGAAUUGCACUUACCGAGAUGCCCCGCAGAUGGACCUAAGAAGCAUAAACGAUCACCUCCACAAAAGUUAAUCAUCUCCAUUAUUGCUUGCGGACUUGGAUUGAUUUUUCUGAUGUUCACACUACUAUCUCUGUAUUUAUCAAGGAAACGGAAAACUAUGUCAACAUCAGCACAAUCAAAUACAAUGUCAUCCUUACAGCUAUCAUAUGGUGAUCUUGUCAAAGCGACCAAUGAUUUUUCUCCAGCAAACUUAAUUGGCGCUGGGAGUUUUGGAUCUGUGUACAAGGGAAUUCUAACUCCAGAUGAAACAGUUGUUGCCGUGAAAGUACUAAACCUACAAACUUCAAGAGCAUCAAAAAGCUUUAUAGCUGAAUGUAAAGCUUUAAGGAACAUCAGACAUCGGAAUCUUGUCAAAGUUUUAACCGCGUGUUCAAGUACUGACUUUCAAGGAAAUGAUUUUAAAGCUCUGGUAUAUGAAUACAUGGUUAAUGGAAGUCUAGAAGAAUGGUUGCAUGAUGAGGAGAGACAUCUAAGCCUUAUUCAAAGAGUAAAUGUUGCCAUUGAUGUGGCCAGUGCUUUGGAUUAUCUACAUAAUUUUUGCGACACGGCAAUAGUUCAUUGUGACUUGAAACCGAGUAAUGUACUCUUGGACAAGGACCUUACUGCUCAUGUCGGAGAUUUUGGAUUGGUGAGGUUUAUCUCUGAUCCUUCACACCCAUUUUCUUCAAAUCACAGCAGCUCCGUAGAUGUACGAGGUUCCAUUGGAUACGCAGCCCCAGAGUAUGGCAUAGGAAGUGAAGUGUCGACAAGUGGCGAUGUAUAUAGCUAUGGAAUUCUUUUGUUGGAGAUGUUUACAGGCAAGAGAUCUACUGAUGGAAUGUUUGAAGAUGAUUUGAACUUGCAUAACUUUGCUUUGAUGGCUUUGCCUGAACAUCUGGAAGAAAUAUUGGAUCCAAGGCUCUUAGAACCAGAAGAUGAGAGGAUCAAAAACAGUCUUUCCUAUAACAAUCAAAUUCAAAAUCAAAUGAUUCGCAAAUGCUUGAUAUCCGUUAUUGAGGUAGGAGUUGCAUGUUCUGCAGAAUUACCAGGAGACAGAAUGAGCAUUGAUAAUGCUGUUUCAGAACUAUCUCACAUAAGGGGUAUGCUUUUGAAAACCAGGAUGCAAACAAACGAUCAUAUCAUCAACACAAUUUAAGCGGACUACGGGAAAGAUGAUUGGCUCGGGUAAACAAUGCGAUAGUCUUUAUUACAUGUCUCCGUUGCAAAGGAUACCUAUUUCUCAUCAAGUUUCUCACACUCCAGAUCUAUGGCAUAUGCGUCUUGGACAUCCAUCACCAUCCCGUCUUAAAUUGAUUUCUUCAUUGCUAUUUUCCAAUAAUACCUCAUAUGAUAAUAAUUGUACUGUUUGUCCCAUGGCUAAACAAACACGACUUCCAUUUCCUUUUUAAGUUCUGUAUGCUCCAUUUGAUUUGUUACAUUGUGAUAUUAUGGGUCCACAUAAAGCUCCCACACAUUUA
Molecule: messenger RNA, 3673 nt
Organism: Morus notabilis
Lineage: Eukaryota; Viridiplantae; Streptophyta; Magnoliopsida; Rosales; Moraceae
Product: probable LRR receptor-like serine/threonine-protein kinase At3g47570
Exons: 5
Coding region: 196-3351 (1051 amino acids)
Biological process (GO): protein phosphorylation
Cellular component (GO): plasma membrane
Molecular function (GO): protein binding; protein kinase activity; ATP binding
Source: RefSeq, a predicted model, not a curated record